Molecule: messenger RNA, 527 nt
Organism: Choloepus didactylus (southern two-toed sloth)
Lineage: Eukaryota; Metazoa; Chordata; Mammalia; Pilosa; Megalonychidae
Gene: SYCN
Product: syncollin
Exons: 2
Coding region: 1-405 (134 amino acids)
Biological process (GO): exocytosis
Cellular component (GO): secretory granule membrane
Source: RefSeq, a predicted model, not a curated record
AUGUCCCCGCUGAGCUCGCUGCUGCUGGCCCUGGCCCUGGCGGCUGGCCCUGGCGCCCGCGGAGCGUGUCCGGUGCCCGCCGACCUGAAGCUCGCGGACGGGACGCGCACGUGCGCCAAGCUCUACGAUAAGAGCGACCCCUACUACGACAACUGCUGCGCGGGGGCCGAGCUGUCGGUGGAGCCCGGCGCCGACCUGCCCUUCCUGCCCUCCGACUGGGCCGACACCGCCUCGUCGCUGGUGGUGGGGCAGCGCUGCGAGCUCGUGGUGUGGUCGCUCCCCGGCAAGGCCGGCAAGACGCGCAAGUUCUCGGCCGGCUCCUACCCGCGCCUGGAGGAGUACCGCCGCGGCAUCUUCGGCAACUGGGCCAACUCCAUCGCCGGGCUCUACUGCAGGUGCUCUUGACACGUUGGAGGUCCCUCAUCACAGUCCCCAUACAGCGCUGAGCCCCUCGCCUGGCCUUGUCCCUGGGACCUACUGCAGACUCCAAGGCCCAGGAGAGCCUUUCUGCCUGCACCCCCCACCCC